Messenger RNA from Rangifer tarandus platyrhynchus (Svalbard reindeer), 1281 nucleotides. The record is from the annotation of a GenBank genome assembly. NCBI's taxonomy places the organism in Eukaryota, Metazoa, Chordata, Mammalia, Artiodactyla, Cervidae.
AUGUUUAACCCCUGGGUGGCAUGGUUAGGAGUGCUGCUGCUCUUGAUCGUGUUCACUCAUUCAGCCCCGAAGCCAGCAAUGCCUCCAGUGAUCACGAAAAGACCUUUCAACAUUUUCUGGGCUGCCCCAACAAUGCAGUGUCAGCAUUUCUUCAGUGUGGAUCUGAAUCUUCAGUUGUUUAAUAUUAUAUCAAAUCCUUUGGAGACUCAGAGUGGACCGACAAUUGCCAUAAUUUAUCCAAAUGAAUUAGGGUAUUAUCCUUAUUUCUCUCCAGAGGGAAAAUCCUUUAAUGGAGGGAUACCACAGAACAUGAGCCUUCCUACACACCUGAGGAAGGCCGCUGCUGAAAAAGACAUUGCCUAUUACAUGCCGACCAACAACGUGGGCUUGGCAGUCAUUGACUGGGAAAACUGGAGGCCUACCUGGGUAAGAAACUGGAAACCUAAAGAUGUUUACCAGGAUGAGUCUAUUGAGUUCGUUCUGCAGCAAAAUCUACAACUUACUUUUGAAGAGGCUACCAAGAUAGCGAAAGCGGAUUUUGAAAAGGCAGCAAAGAGCUUCAUGCAAGAGACUUUAAAAUUGGGAAAGUUACUUCGGCCAAACCGCUUAUGGGGUUAUUAUCUUUUUCCUGAUUGUUACAAUCAUCAAUAUAACCAACCUAGUUACAAUGGAAGUUGCUUUGAUGUAGAGAAAAGAAGAAAUGAUGGACUCGACUGGUUGUGGAAGGAAAGCACUGCCCUUUACCCCUCUAUUUAUUUGAAUACCAAGCUAAAAUCUUCUCCACAAGCUGUCCUCUUUGUUCGUAACCGUGUUCAGGAAGCCAUUCGGAUGUCUAAAAUUGCCAGUGUUGAAAGUCCACUUCCAGUUUUUGUAUACGUCCGUCCAGUUUUUACCGAUAUGUCUUCGAAAUUCCUUUCUCAGGAUGACCUUGUGAAUACAAUUGGUGAGAGCAUUGCUCUAGGUGCUUCUGGAAUUAUAAUGUGGGGAAGUUUCAACUUAAGCAGAACUAGGCAAUCUUGCAUGAACCUAGGCAAUUACUUGAACACUAUACUGAAUCCUUAUAUUAUCAACGUCACUCUAGCAGCCAAAAUGUGUAGCCAAGUGUUUUGCCAGGAGAAAGGAGUGUGUACAAGGAAAGACUGGAAUUCACCCGACUAUCUUCAUCUGAACCCAAUGAAUUUUGCUAUUCAAAGAGGGAAAGGUGGAAAAUACACCGUACAUGGGAAACCCACACUUGAAGACCUGCUACAAUUUUCUAAAAAAUUUUAUUGCAGUUGUUAU